Aspergillus homomorphus CBS 101889 is the source of this 2088-nucleotide messenger RNA. RefSeq lists its product as uncharacterized. Lineage: Eukaryota; Fungi; Ascomycota; Eurotiomycetes; Eurotiales; Aspergillaceae. Gene Ontology annotation, biological process: DNA-templated transcription; regulation of transcription by RNA polymerase II. Gene Ontology annotation, molecular function: DNA-binding transcription factor activity, RNA polymerase II-specific; zinc ion binding; RNA polymerase II cis-regulatory region sequence-specific DNA binding. The coding region runs from base 1 to 2088 and encodes 695 amino acids. The transcript is spliced from 2 exons. The record is from RefSeq and is a predicted model, not a curated record. Gene Ontology annotation, cellular component: chromatin.
AUGUCAUCCUCGGGCAUAGUAGCUCUCGCUAGCCGCGAGAACUCGUUGCACAAUGACACAUUGGGCGCGCCGCUUGCUCCACCCGCUGCGCCGCCAGUUGACGACCUGCACAUGUCCUGGGCAGAACCCACUAGUAAUUUUGGGGACUUUGCCUUGUUUAUUGACAGCAUGGCCAUACCUUACGCAAACAGUGCAAUCCUACCUACUGAACAGCCUGUGUUACAAUUACCAUCCACCCCCCUUCCUGGUGCUCUUGGUUCCCAUGCUGCCAGAAGCCAGGUGCAUCGCCGCAAUGGGGGUGUAUCUGACCCAGUAACAACAGAUACAUCAGCUCCACGGCUGUUCGACGAUUUCACAUCAACAUUCCCCUCCUUCGAGCCUUCCUCCAAGUCGAUUCAAGAGCCGUGGAGGAUCACACAGGAGAAUUGGAAUCAUCUUCUGGUCGAAAUCCAGGGCUUCGCGCCAGUCCUACCUCCGCAAUUCUUUCUUCCCUCGCGCCAUACUAUAACUCGGUACAUCACCACUUACUUCGCUGGCUUCCACCGCCAUCUACCUUUUUUACACAUUCCAACAUUCUCACCAACCAAGUGUCCCGUGGAGCUGGUGUUGGCCAUGGCUACCAUUGGGGCCCAGUCCGCCUUCGAUCACGAAAACGCGAUUAUGUUCUACCGGACCUCGUUGGCGAUCGUCCAGGAGCGCCUGCGCUGUAGGAAGAUCCAGCGACGCGAAAGUUCGUUUCCGACGGCAGAGUGGGUGCCCAAAAACUCAGGAGUGAACCCAGCCCGGUCACAGCCACACACUCCUGAGGGCUCACAACCAGCGUGGACUGCGGGUGCAACGACCCGAGACGAAGCGUUCGAACCCCUCCCCAUCGCACAGACCCUGCUCGUGCUAAUGGCCAUGGCAACAUGGGGAAAUUCGAAGGCCAUCUUCAACGAGGCGGUUGGCCUUCAAAACACUCUCACCAACUUCAUCCGCGAGGAGGAUCUUCUGGAGGCCCCGCCCCCGCGAGUCGCAACCUGGCAGGCCUGGAUCAAAGCCGAGGGCAUGAACCGAACGAUCACAAUCAUCUUCGACUUCUUGGUCUUUCACACGAUUGUCUAUAACACCCCGCCAGCGAUUCUCAACUCCGAGCUCCAAACCCGCCUCCCGUCGCGCGAAGCAGAGUGGGAAGCUGCCAGCGCUGCCGAAUGGACCGCCGCGGCCACCACGCGCUACGCUUCCCCAGACCAGCAGACACGAGUCGAACCGACCUUCCAAACGACCUUCGCCCUUCUCUUCUCCAACCAACCCACUGACACCACCCCAGAAAUCACCUACACCUCCCUCGGUGGCUACACGCUCAUCCUAGCGCUCAUCCAACACAUUUACCUCGUCCGCGCGACGCACCCAACACAAACCCUCCAAGCAGCCGACCAACACGCCAUCGAACGCGCCCUCCAAACCUGGCAAAAGAGCUGGCCACGCGACCCAGAAUCAUUCUUCGGACCCGGUGGCCCCCGCGGCCCAAUUUCCUUCAACGCCACCGCCCUCCUGCGCAUGGCCUACAUCCGCCUGGCUGUCGACGUCGGCCCCGCCCGCGCCCUGAUCAUUCACGACCCCAACGGGCUGGCGGCCGCUAUGUUUCGUUAUUGCUGUGCGCAUGCCGUAUCGCACCCGCGCGACCGCCGGCUCACUCGCGCGGUGCUGUACUCUGCGCAUGCGCUUAGUAUCCCUGUUAAGAUCGGCGUGAAUAUCGUUGCGAAGAAUCAGGCGUUUGCUUGGUCACUUCAGCAUGCGCUUUGUGCACUUGAGGGUGCGGUGGUAUUGAGCUCGUGGUUGAUGGGCGUGCAGGCGCGUUGGGGAGAGCACGUAGAUAGGGAAGAGGAGGAGGAGCGGCGGCUGUGGGCGUACAUCGCCGACAUGGUGGCCGAGGCAGACCCGGCGGGCGAGGCGGGCCCGCUCCGCACGGACCUUUGUACGCGGGUGGUUCGCGUCUGGGCGAAGCUGCUGAGCGGCGAGGCGGUUUGGGACGUGGUACGCAUGAUUGGGCGGGCGUUGGAUGCGUAUGCACGGAUGCUGGAGGGGAGAGGCAGUGACUCUGCGUAG